Molecule: messenger RNA, 357 nt
Organism: Prorocentrum cordatum
Lineage: Eukaryota; Dinophyceae; Prorocentrales; Prorocentraceae
Source: the annotation of a GenBank genome assembly
GCAGACGAGACGUAUCGCAACUUGGUGCAGGACAAGAAGCGAGAGAAGGAGGGCCUCAACCUCCCCCAGACGCGCUUGCCGGGCAGUCCUCGAGGACAUCUCGCGCACGGUGAGGCCUUGCCGAGCUCGUCUGCCAUUCUCCCCCUCAGUGCGUACCCUGCGGGGCCUUCAACGCGCGGACCGUGCACGGCAGCUGCGCGGCGCCGCGGUGCACGCGGCUCGCUGGAAGCCACCGUUCUGGUCCGGCCACUCGCCCGGAGUGGUGGAUCGACGCCGCGCAUCGUGCAAUGUUGCUGCGAGGGCGGCCGCCGGCGCUGCCCAUCGGCCAGCGCAGGCCCGGGCAAUGAAUUUCAAUAG